AUGGCCGAAACUAAAGCUGCUGAAGCAGCAUCUUCCUUCACACGUGACGAUAGCGCUUUCCAUCCUAUGUCGGAGCCCACACAGGUGACCUUCCCGUUAAAUUUUACUCAUCCACAUUAUGCCGGAUAUAUUUGCUUUAUAUCUUAGAA
Strongylus vulgaris is the source of this 149-nucleotide messenger RNA. NCBI's taxonomy places the organism in Eukaryota, Metazoa, Nematoda, Chromadorea, Rhabditida, Strongylidae. The record is from the annotation of a GenBank genome assembly.